AACGUGUCGUGCUUCGGAGCGGCGGUACAUUCCCGUGUUACGUGUGUGUGUAUGUGCGCGCGCGCCCGCUCUCACGAUCGUCUGUUCUUGUCCGACGUUAGCGGCGGCAACGCCAGCGCCACUCGAUAGCGGCCGGAAGGCGAUUCGAUUACGCGAACUGAGCCGCGGCAGCGCAGCGCGAAGAGCUAGCUGGUCAGUGCGUGUGGCAUUCCGCGCCGAGAAAUGGAAGCCGACGAGACGCGUUCGGUCAGUACGAGCGUGAGCACGUUGCCGAGGUCGCCUGUAGUAGCGCGCGACAUCGCAGUGACAGCUGUGCACGUAGUCCGCUUUUGAGUUUGUUAUGACAAAGAACGUAUCACCGACCGGUCGCCGACCAUCAGCAGCCGCGUAUCCGGAGAAGAAGGAGAGACCGUCGUCGUUGUUGUUGUCGUCGUCCCCCUCGUCGUUGUAAACGUGCGCGUCGCGAUCCCAGUGUGUUUGAUUCUUCUUUCUGUUCCACUUCUCGUGAGGAGGAAACGGACGACGAGGGAUUAGGAAGAGGAGAACGAAUCAAGAUUUGAAGGCCGCCGGAAGAGGAAUCUCACCGGGGGGAAGAUGUGGUGCCUCGUCAGCCAAGCCAACUCCGUCAUCCUCGAGGUGCAGGUCGACCCGAAGGCCAUCGGCCAGGAGUGUCUUGAAAAGGCCUGCGACUGCUUGGGAGUCAGCAAGGAGUGCGAUUACUUCGGUCUGAAAUAUCAGAACGCGAAGGGCGAAGAGCUCUGGCUGAACUUGAGGAACCCUAUAGAGCGGCAAACCGGCGGCGGCGUGGCGCCACUAAGAUUCGCUUUGAGGGUGAAGUUUUGGGUACCACCGCACCUGUUGCUGCAGGAGGCCACCAGGCAUCAGUUCUACUUGCACUCGCGCCUCGAGUUGGUCGAGGGUAGGUUGAAAGUCUCAGAUUGGGGCUCAGUGGCCCGUUUGGUCGCCCUGAUAGCGCAGGCCGAUGGAGGUGAUUACGAUGCACUAUCACCGCCGCAUGCACUUUACUCUCAGUGCUGUCAUAUACAACCCACGGAGCCAUGCGAGCCGAAACCUCAAGACUUUCUACUUCGGAUAAUUCAACAGCACAAGGAAAUCAAGGGGAUGAAAACAUCGACCGCGGAAUACUGGCUUUUGAAAGAAAUAUCGAACCUCGACACUUUUGGACAGGAAAUGUUUCACAGUAAAUUCGGACAGUACAACGGAGUGUCUGUGAUCGGCGUCGGUCCACAUGGAAUUACGGUCUACCGCAGUCAGGAUGAAGAGACACAAAACAUACCAUACACAGCUAUACAAAGCGCGACGUCACAACGGCGGAUGUUCCACUUGGUUUACCUGUCACUCGACGGCGAGGAGACAUCGUUGGACUUUAAAUUAGACUCGAGUCAGUCUGCCAGCGGACUUUACAGAGCGAUCACCGAGAAACACGCGUUUUACAGUUGCGAGACGGUCAGAAGCGCAGUCACCGCGCAGUUUAUCCGCGACUUAAAGGGGACAAUAAUUUCCAUCUUCAACGAGGACUCGACAUUGGGAAAGAAGUACGUGUUCGACAUACGCAGAACCUGCAGGGAGGUCUACGACAAUGCGCGACGUGCCCUCUAUUGCGAGGCGGCGACCAUAGUGCUACCUGAAGAGAACGAAAUACUGGAUAGGCAUGCCUGCGGCGAGUGCGAGAACCCCAAAUGCAAGGAAUCACGAGAAUGCCUGGCGAGAUUAUUGGAUGCGAUGCUUUGCCGGAUCUGCAUGGAUCGAAGCUUGGACACCGCCUUGUUUCCCUGUGGACAUGCUGUAGCCUGUUUGGACUGCGCUCGUCGCUGCGAGCGUUGCCCAUUAUGCCGGGCCAACAUCGACUAUUGCCGAACGAUAUACCUCCCGAUCGAGCUGACGCACAUUGACAAGCACAAUCCCAAGCUAUUGUCGGAAACAAUCGAGCCUGUAUUUAGCAAGCCGCUGGCCGAACAAAUAAAGGAACGCAUUUUGGGCGGCGAGACGCCGGUGAAUAAUAACAUUUGAGAACGUCGCGUUAUGCGCAGACUGGGCGCGUUCGAGAAAUUCUUCAGGAUUGUUACUUGUCGCGCAGGAAAGGCGUAUUGAAGUGUGAAGCAAUUUUUUUCUAUCUAUCUUUUUUUUUAUCUUCCCGCCGAGAACGAAUCGAGCGCGUCGAAGGCCUUUGAUUUCGCGCAAUGACGAUUUUUUCACAUGCAAUCCCGUGUACUUUGAUAUUAUUCCGCGUUAUUUUAUUCCUUUUCAUCUUUUUUAGUAUUUUUAUUUUACUUUUCUUCAUUCGCACAAAUUUAAUUCAAUGGAGGAAUGAUUCGGAGAUAUACAAUGUCAAAAUAAUUUCCCCUCUUUCGAUUGCCGCAGGUAAGCUUUUAUCGAUAUCAGCUAAAUAGUUAAACAUGCGCUUAUGAUGUAACACUAUUAUUGUGCUUGCGCAUAGACAGGAUUGCAAGUUAUUUUACGGUAUAUUGUUUUGCACAACGUAUUUUAACAUCGCUUCAGCAGAGAUCGAUAAAAUUAUGAAGGAGAACUCUACUUGGUUCUCCGACCAAAGAAAUAUGCGUUAUUCAGUAGUAGUUUUUAAGUACGCCCUUUGAAUAAUUAACAAACAGGGUGAACGGUCUGAAUAUGCUAAAAUUGAGAAACGAUUCGAUGGUACUGUGAUUAAAGAUGAUGAUCUUGUCGAAGAGAUACACAAGAGAGACAAAAAUGUCAUAGAUAAAUCCAACGACGGAAUCAUGGAUUACAUCGUCGUCUACAUAAUGAUGUUAAAAAUAGUCCCUUUAAUUCAGCGGCCGAAAAGUGCUAUUAGCAGCAUGGAUCUAUAAGAAGAAACAGUGCUGCCAAAGUGUGCGAAAAAAGAUGUAAUUUGUAUUACGACAAGAUUCGGCGAGACAAAUUUGUGCGUAGAUUUUUAUUUUUAACUGAUGAUCGGACCAAUAUUUUCUUUUAUCUUUGUUAUUUCAUGAUCUUUCUCAAUACUUUCGUUCCUCUUAGAUAGAUUAUACGCUUUUUUUUGCAUACGUUUACUCUGAUCUAGAUACACUCACAGGUUACUUGGGUCGAGACUUUUAUCGAAAUCAGUAACCCGACAUAUUUUUAAUACAAUACACGUUAUUCAUUACGCAUAUGCAGUAUCGUUUACAAAAUAACUACUACGACAGAGUCACUUCUAAUGGAUGUUUCAAUAAAAUGGGAUUUGAAUCUUAUGUAGUAGAUGUCGAUAUUUACUUUAACCGCGUGACAUUCAAGAAAAAAAUGCAACAUAUAGAAAAAAAAUACAUCUAGAAUACUAAGUACACUGAUUACAUUUAAUUAAAUCGUAGAUUAUAAUGAUAUGAGCGACACAAUGUGGACAUCACAUUUACAUGUAUAUUAUGGAUCUAUUUUUAUCAUUAUAACGGAACAAGUAGAAAUUAAAAUGCGUAAUCAUUGCAGAAUUGUUAGCGCAAUUUCCUGCGAGUUGUAUCCUAAUUUUUUGUUGAGGCAUCCUACGUAAAGAGGAAACUUCAUUACCGUAAUAUCUGUUUAUAUAUGUACAUAAGAAACGAGAUAACCCGUACUCGGGUCAAAUGAGUAAAAGUCACGAGUUCACCAAAUGUCAAAUCUGACUUAACAUACUAUAUGCGUACGUCAUCCUUCAAGCGAGGCAUAAUAAAAGCGAAACAACUUAAUUGCCUGUGCUUUGCACAACCAAAAGAUAAUUCGUGGAGUAAAAAAGUCAAUGGCAUCUCGUGUUCGAGGAAACACAAAGACGGGCCAUUUCUGAAUAAAAAAUAAACCUGUUGAAAUUCGAAAUACCGACUUUCUUUCUCGAUCAUUAAGAGAGUCUGACGUUAGCAACGUGGAAAGAUAGCCUCUAAUGAAUUAUUUCCAACAUCUGCAAAUAAUAUUCUACGAACUUCGUAUGCGCAAUGAAAGUGAGGAUGAUAGAGAGUGAAAGGGAGAUAUAUAUACAGAGAGUGAGAGAACAUGAUAUGAUAAUUGUUAUAGUCAUUCAUCAAUGCAAACCAGACUUAGUUUAUAAUUAUUUAUAAGAAAGCGUAUUUACAUGCCAAUAUGUUUAAUGCCUUUUUAAGACUCCUCUUGACUUACAGUGUAGCCUUCUCUCUGUUCGAAUGUCGGUUUAGUAAUCUAUACGGUAAGACACUUUGUAGCAUCCCUAGAUAUCGGCACGAUAGCGAGGCUGCACUGUUUUUACGAGAGUAUCGAUUUGAGUGAUUUAUAUUUCUUAGAUAUUAAUGCGAAAAUCAAUAUACGUAUAUAAGAAGAUUAUUAAGUUUAAAUUAUGUAAACGUACGCAUGAUUCAAUGCAACGCUACAAUAGACCACUUCAGUCAGAAAGAUAAAGUAAAAUAUAUCCGUGGUGUGUAAAACGAUCUAUCGCGAUAUUCGCGGGCGGCGAUAAUUAUUUUCGAGAAUGACUGUAACUCCAGCAUGUUCUUAACAAAAUAGUGGUCUGCAGUCGCGCGAAUGUGAAAAACAAAACUUUGUACCACACUACCGUGCGUGUCGAUAGGUGUAAGAUUACUAAUAAUGACAACAACAAUAACACUUAUUAUAUUACGAAUAAUAAUUUUUUGUGAUUAAAUCUCUGUAUAAAACGUAUAAGAAAGAAUUCAAUAUAUUGUAGCGGAUAGAAUUGUAUGGUAGAAACGGAAGUGACCGAAGAGAGUGUAUUUCUAAAAGUUAUCAUUUGCAAAGAGUAUUUUUAAAGUAUUUUCAAUUAUUUUUUAGUAUUAUAUCAGGACACUCCCCCGAGAGACAUGGUAUAAGAGUACGCGUACACAUGAAAAUAUACCACAACUUAAUGAGAUAUAAAUUCUAGCGUUCAAUACGAUGUCCCGACCUGUUGAUUAAAUACUGUGAAACAAAUCAAA
Dinoponera quadriceps is the source of this 4898-nucleotide messenger RNA. It is a transcript of the gene dnr1, whose product is annotated as E3 ubiquitin-protein ligase MYLIP. The record is from RefSeq and is a predicted model, not a curated record. Gene Ontology annotation, cellular component: cytoskeleton. The transcript is spliced from 7 exons. The coding region runs from base 595 to 2031 and encodes 478 amino acids. Gene Ontology annotation, biological process: ubiquitin-dependent protein catabolic process. Lineage: Eukaryota; Metazoa; Arthropoda; Insecta; Hymenoptera; Formicidae. Gene Ontology annotation, molecular function: ubiquitin-protein transferase activity.